AUGUCCUUUCGCGACUCUCCAGAGCCGAGAAGAGUGGAUCUAGCCGGUAUGUUCGGUUGCCUAGCGGACGCUGGUGAUGCUGGAGUGAUGGCAUUGGAAUCGGAGUUGACCACUUGCAUGAAAGAGGCGGAUGAAUGUCUAGAGGACAUACUUGCUGAAAUACCAUCAUGGCUGGAGAGUAGAGGAGUCCCCAUCCCUAGCAAGCCAUCGGUUAUGACAGCACCCCUCCUACACCAUCAUAAGGGUCGAUCGGCAACCACUCAGUAUUCAACAUCGGGGACCAGUCGUCGGUACUAUUUACUACACUCCUCUGUGAAACGGCAGAUGCAGAGAGGUUACUUUCCUGAUGCGACUCCAGGAGGGGUAGACGACCCUCCAACGCCUGUAUGGGCUAAGGGGAGGAAGAGUAUAGCCGAGAUGAUGGAGACUAAUGAUGACAAUGUGUCACCUAUUGCCGGCCAGAAGGGUGGAGGGAUGGACCUAGACCACAUCCCCGCAUGGUCUUUGGAGUGGAAGUCGAUGGUAUUGGCCCAAUCCAAUACCGACCCGGACAGCAUCUUUGGUGACAGGAUACCAGGGUGUGAUAUUGGACAGAUAUUCGGCGACAUUGUAGCUUCGGGACAGCUGGACCCGCCCAACACACAAUCCUUCAAGGAUUACAUCCGAAUUAAUGACAAGACAGGACGACGAGGCAGCACCGGCAAUUGGAGAUUUGACGAGUUGCUUGAUGAAGAGAUAUAUACUUACAAGCAGAAGAUGAAACAAAACAUCAAGGCUGGUAGCACGUAA
Perkinsus marinus ATCC 50983 is the source of this 789-nucleotide messenger RNA. RefSeq lists its product as hypothetical. The transcript has 10 exons. Lineage: Eukaryota; Perkinsozoa; Perkinsida; Perkinsidae. The record is from RefSeq and is a predicted model, not a curated record. The coding region runs from base 1 to 789 and encodes 262 amino acids.